CUUUUUGCUGAUACGUUUCCCCUCCUCAGUAACGGUAACUUUCCCCCCAAGUCACAGCCUUUCCAUCAUCGUUUGGAGUCUUUGGACCCGGAAAGAUGGCCGCAUACCAUACAUAACGACACUCGCCCAUUCAAUCCCUUUCCCCUCCCACUUCUUCUCGGAACUGUGAAGCUACUGCAAGAAAAGCAAUGGGGGUGGGAGGGCAUUUCUGGGACUUGCUGAAGCCCUAUGCCCGAACCGAAGGCUUUGAUUUCCUGAGGAACAAACGGGUCGCUGUAGACCUCUCCUACUGGAUCGUCCAGCACGAGACCGCUAUCAAGACCCAUGUCAGAAAGCCACACAUCAGGCUUACUUUCUUCCGUACCAUCAAUCUCUUCUCUAAGUUUGGUGCAUUUCCGGUCUUUGUCAUCGAUGGAACUCCAUCACCGCUUAAAUCGCAGGCAAGAAUUGCAAGGUUUUUUCGUGCUUCUGGCAUUGAUUUGUCAGAUUUUCCGGUUGCUGAAGAGGGUUUUCCGGUUGAGAGGAAUGGUGCAUUUUCAACAUGUGUUCGAGAGUGCGUGGAACUGCUUGAGCUUUUGGGGUUGCCUGUGGUAAAAGCAAAAGGAGAGGCAGAAGCAUUGUGUGCACAGUUAAACAGUGAAGGUUAUGUAGAUGCUUGCAUUACUGCCGACAGUGAUGCAUUCCUCUAUGGGGCUAAAUGUGUCAUCAAAUGUGUUCAGCCCAAUUCCAAAGAACCAUUUGAAUGCUACCACAUAUCAGAUAUUGAAGCUGGUACUGGGUUGAAGAGGAAACACUUGAUUGCUAUAUCUCUUUUGGUUGGCAAUGACCAUGAUUUGGAUGGGGUGCAAGGGAUUGGGCUUGAUACAGCUCUUCGCUUUGUCCAAGCUUUUGCCGAAGAUGAGAUACUGAAUAGGCUAUAUGAAAUAGGCAAUGGGGAUACUCCACUGUUUCAAGGUGGCAUUAAAUCUAUAGAUGAUCAUACGCCUAGUUCGGAUAAGAGCUCACCAAAGAUAAGAUGUUGUCACUGUUCCUUCUGUGGACAUCCUGGAAGCAAGAGGGCUCAUUAUAAGUUUUCUUGCGAAUACUGCAGUACUAGUAAUGUUGAAGGUUGCAUGAAAAAGCCAGAUGGAUUUAAAUGUGAUUGCCCCUCCUGUGGUGUGGCUCAGAAGGAGAAAGAACAGAAAAGGAAAGAAAAUUGGAGAAUGAAAGUUUGCAACAAGAUUGCAUUGCAGACGAAUUUUCCCAAUGAGAAGAUAAUUGCAAUGUAUUUGUGCGACAACCAUGGUUAUUUUGCUGGUCUAUUACAGAGAUUUUUUUUGAAUGUUUUUACAGCAAAAGAUGGCCCUUGCAUAUCAUGGGGAAGCCCAAAAACUGAAAUGCUGGUUGAUUUCUUGGCUUUUAAUCAGAUCUGGGAGCCAUCUUAUAUUCGGCGGAUGAUGCUCCCCAUGUUGUCCACCAUUUUCUUGAGAGAAAUGGCUGUAAAUUCUGUAAAAACUUUGUUGUAUGGACAGUAUGAGUUUGACUCUGUGCUGCGUGUAAAGAUCAGAUACGGACAUCCAUUCUAUCUGGUCAAGUGGAGAAAAGUUGCAUCAGCUCUGGGGAGUGCUAUGUAUACAAUCCCUACUGAGGAGUCUGAUAGGCAACAAGAUGUUAUAGCAUCUGAUGAAUCUCCUAAUUUAUUGGAAGGCCCCGAUGUUCCAGAGAUUCAUGUUGAUGAGGAGGGUUACUUCUACCUGUUGACAGAUGAAAAUAUGGACCUUGUUCAGGCUGCUUUUCCAGAAAAGGUUGACAGUUUUUUGCGUGAAAAGGAACUGAAAGAAUCAAAACGAAGAAAGAGUUCAAGCUUGAGAUCUGAAAGGACCAUCGAAAAGUCAGAAUCAAAAGGUGUCCAGCUAAGUAUCACUGAAUUCUAUCGUUCAACCAAAGUACAAAUUCAGGUGAAACCAGGAGGUCCAGACAAGGUUUCCGAUGGUUCAGGUGUGGAGAACUCAAAAGGGAAAAGGGAAGUUUCAAGUCCAAAUAUUUCCAAGUCUGUUAGACGUCGCCUUUUAUUUAACUAGAUCAUUUUAACCUUUUUGAUCCUUUGCUGCCAUUUAGUAGAUAUCAUGAGUUGAGAUAUAAAGAAAUUGGCGGGGGAUAUCUUUGUAAAUAAAGUGUUAGGUUUACGUGGUAUGGAGUGGCUCGCAAUGUUUUCCUCUAGUCAGACUCUGUUUCUUCUUGUGCAUCUGUGCAAAUCAAUUUUUUUUUUUUCUCUCUUUGCAA
Molecule: messenger RNA, 2262 nt
Organism: Carya illinoinensis
Lineage: Eukaryota; Viridiplantae; Streptophyta; Magnoliopsida; Fagales; Juglandaceae
Product: flap endonuclease GEN-like 1
Exons: 9
Coding region: 189-2060 (623 amino acids)
Biological process (GO): pollen development
Molecular function (GO): 5'-flap endonuclease activity
Source: RefSeq, a predicted model, not a curated record